Molecule: messenger RNA, 2610 nt
Organism: Varanus komodoensis (Komodo dragon)
Lineage: Eukaryota; Metazoa; Chordata; Lepidosauria; Squamata; Varanidae
Gene: BBS2
Product: Bardet-Biedl syndrome 2
Exons: 18
Coding region: 236-2230 (664 amino acids)
Biological process (GO): non-motile cilium assembly
Cellular component (GO): motile cilium; BBSome; membrane
Molecular function (GO): protein binding
Source: RefSeq, a predicted model, not a curated record
GGCAUCUUCAGCCCAGGAACAACCGCGUCUAAGUGGGACUGGCUGUCAAAAGGCCAACUGUCCAGGGAAAGAAGAUGCAUGAGUGGUCUUUGCUCGCAAAAAGGGGGUGGUGAGAUUCAUAUUCCUUCCACAUCCAUCAAGAUGCCAAGAUUCCUUCCCUGGCUCUCUGGAUAAUCCUCAGGUUUUUAUCCAUAAUCCCCAUGCACGUGGCCAGCAGGUUAAUACGAACCGUUUGAUGCUUAGUGCCCAGGAUGCGGAUAUUUCCCUUCUGAACAUCAACGAGGCAGUCAGCUGCUUAACUGCAGGGGUGCUGAACCCUGACCUGGGGGGCGAUGUUCUCCUUGUUGGCACUCAGACCAGUCUGUUGGCAUAUGACGUACACAACAAUGCUGACUUAUUCUAUGCUGGGGUUCCUGAUGGAGCAAACACGAUAGUACUUGGAACAUUAGGAGACAUUUCCUCACCUCUUGCAAUUAUAGGUGGAAACUGUUCCUUGCAAGGCUUUAAUCAUGAAGGAAAAGACCUUUUUUGGACGGUCACUGGUGACAAUGUUCGUGCACUGGCAUUGUGUGACUUCGAUGGUGAUGGGAAAAAGGAGCUGCUCGUCGGAUCAGAGGAUUUUGACAUUAGGGUUUUCCGAGAAGACGAGAUUGUGGCAGAAAUGGCAGAAACUGAGAUCAUCACUGCUCUAACGCCCAUGGGCAGCAGUCGCUUUGGCUAUGCCCUUUCUAACGGCACCGUAGGGAUUUACAACCAGGCGGCCCGUUACUGGAGAAUUAAAUCUAAGAACCAGGCAAUGAGCAUCCAUGCCUUUGAUAUCAACUCUGAUGGAGUCUGUGAGCUGAUCACUGGCUGGUCCAGCGGGAAGAUCGAUGCACGCAGUGACCGAACUGGAGAAGUUAUCUUCAAGGAUAAUUUUGCUUCCUCGGUUGCAGGAAUUGUGCAGGGAGACUAUCGGAUGGAUGGCAAUACCCAGCUCAUCUGCUGCUCCGUUGAUGGUGAAGUACGGGGUUACCUGCCAGGAAGCCAAGAGAAGGGGAAACUGAUGGAUGUAAGUGUGGAGCAGGCCCUCAUUCGAGAACUUAGUCAAAAGAAACAAAAUCUGCUGCUUGAGUUACGCAACUAUGAAGAAAACUCGAAGCAAGUGGAACUGAACACGCAAGUGAAUGAAGCAGAUGGGCAAAAGGGAGUCAUUCCAGCCAAUACCCAGCUCCAGACAGCCCUCUCGGUCAACCUGGGCUCCGAUAGUGAAUCUGCUCACGUAGAGUUACGCAUUUCCACGUCCAACGACACCAUCAUCCGAGCAGUGCUGAUCUUUGCUGAAGGAAUAUUUGAAGGUGAGAGUCAUGUGAUCCACCCGAGUCUUCAGCACCUCUCAAGCCACAUUAAAGUUCCUCUCCAUCCUCCCAAAGACAUUCCAGUGGAGCUGAACAUCAAGGCCUUUGUGGGCUACAGGAAUAGCAUGCAAUUCCACGUCUUUGAGCUGUCCAGGCAGCUCCCUCGCUUCUCCAUGUAUAUCCUGAGCAGUCCAGACUCUGCUCCUGGGCCUCUAAGUUUUGUCCGAUGCACAAUCAGCGAAAGGGUACAAACUGUCAUCCUGUGGCUAAAACAAAAUUUCCUGUUACCAGAGGACAUGAAGAUGCAAAGCGAGUCAUUUGAAGUUUGCUUCACCUCCUUGCGGGAUGCAGGGCAGUUGUGCAUCAAAAUGCAGCCCAGUGGGGAGAUCUCGAUUAAUACAGACAACAUUGAUCUGGCUGGUGAUAUUAUCCAGUCAAUGGCCUCCUUUUGGGCUAUUGAAGACCUGCAGGUGGAAGCAGAUUUUCCGGCAUACUUUGAGGAGGUGCGCAAGGCCCUGAUUGCGGUCGACAGCUCCCACGCGGUCUGUCAGAAGCUCACAGCCAACAUGGCUGACAACUCCAAUCUCAUCCGCAGCAUGUUGGUUCGAGCAGAGGAUUCACGCCUCAUGGGGGACAUGAAAAAUACGAAGAAGCGAUAUGCUGAACUGUACGAUCUAAACAGGGAUUUGCUUUCCCAGUACAAGAUUCGCUGCACUAAUCACACUGAGCUUCUAAGUAACCUCAAGGCAGUAAAUCAAGCCAUCCAAAGAGCGGGACAUCUGCGGGUUGGUAAACCUAAGAUGCAGGUGAUCGCUGGUUGCCGGGAUGCUAUUAAGAACAACAGCAUUAACAUGCUAAUCAAGAUAAUGCGUCUGGGAACAACUUCCUCUUGACCAAAGACUGGAGCAGAAAGCAUUGGGAAGAGGUUCACAAGAGGUUGCCAGCCCAGGGAUGGACCGAAAGGUAGACACAGAUCGCUUGUAGCUCAGCUUAGCCUGAAUUGCUGGUAUGCAGCUGCCCAGUGGAGUCAAAGGUACACCUGUGCUCCGGCCAAGACGAAUUACAUUACUAAAAGCAAGAGAAGCAGAACCUACGGCAGUGGUGGGAGAAAGCAGAGGAGCACUGACCUCCUUUAUAGACAUCGUGUUUGAGGAGAGACAUCACAGAAGUUCCAUGGGACGGACCAAAGCCAAGAGCCUCAGCUUCUAUAAAGGCAUUAUUAAAGAACUAUGAAUUUGCAGCAUGUAAGAUACAAUAAAACUAGCAGACCUCA